Molecule: messenger RNA, 2363 nt
Organism: Trametes versicolor FP-101664 SS1
Lineage: Eukaryota; Fungi; Basidiomycota; Agaricomycetes; Polyporales; Polyporaceae
Exons: 7
Coding region: 1-2172 (723 amino acids)
Source: RefSeq, a predicted model, not a curated record
AUGCCUCUCUCUGCCUCCUCUUCGCCCCCUUCGCUCGGUGCCCGCCUCGAGAACCGCUCGCAGAGCCCUUCUCGGACCGGGCGCACGUCCUCGGAGAGCGGGCACUCGCAUUUACGACCCACGACGCCCACCAGUGUGCACUCGUCCUCGAGUGAGCUGGGGGACAACGAUAUCAUCCCCCCGUAUGACCCUGCGGCGCCGCGCACUCUGGUGCUGUGCUUCGACGGCACUGGAGACCAGUUCGAUUCGGACAACUCCAACGUGGUGAAAUUCUUCAGCCUACUCAAGAAAGAUGACCGGCGGGAGCAGAUGGUGUAUUACCAGACGGGUAUCGGCACCUACACAACCCCACAGGUUUCUACCGCCGUCGGCCGCGCCGUUUCCAAGACGCUCGACGAGAUGGUCGCGUGGAAUCUCGAUGCGCACGUUAUGAGCGGCUACGAGUUUCUCAUGCAGAACUACGAAGCGGGCGACAAAAUCUGCCUAUUCGGCUUCUCGCGCGGCGCGUACACCGCGCGUGCGCUCGCGGGCAUGCUGCACAAGGUCGGGCUGCUCCCCCCGGACAACUUCCAGCAGAUCCCGUUCGCGUACAAGAUGUACGGGCGCACGGACGAGCUUGGGUGGAAGCAGAGCACCGCGUUCAAGAAGGCGUUCUCCAUCGAGGUCGACAUUGAGUUCAUCGGUGUUUGGGACACUGUCUGCUCGGUUGGCGUGAUCCCGCACCGACUUCCGUUCACGACGUCGAACACGGCCAUCCGCACAUUCCGGCACGCGCUCUCGCUCGACGAGCGCCGUGCGAAGUUCAAGGCGAACCACUACAACCGCCCGACGGAGUGGGAGAGCAAGCAGGGCACGCACCGCGGCGACAUGCCGCGCCCCGCGCGCCGGCGCCCGACCGGCCUCCGCGCUACGAGCCAGAAGAUCGCGCAGGCUGUCAAGGACGGGAUGCGAACCGUCAGCGGAACUGUUACGAGCACGACGUCGAGCACCACCACCACCGCCCAGACGUCGCCGGGAGGGAUAACGAAGACUGCGACCACGACCACGACCAUCCAGGAGAAGAAGGAGGAGGACUCCGACUCGGAGGACGAGCACGUCGAGACGACCGUGACCGCAGCGGCCACCACCACCACUACCGCUGCCGCCGCAUCGCCGACCUCCGCGCGCACCAACCUGUGGGCGCAGGCGCUCAGCCCCUUCGCGACGUGGCGCACGCUGCGGCGCGCGGCGAAGGGCAAGCAGCUCACGGAGGAGGAGAAGGCGUUCGACAAGGCGCAGGACACCGCGGGCGCGCAGGGCGAGACGGACGUGAAGGAGGUGUGGUUCGCGGGCUGCCACUGCGACGUCGGCGGCGGGUCCGUGCCCGACGACACCCUGCACUCGCUCGCGCGCAUCCCGCUCCGCUGGAUGAUUCACGAGUGCUUCCGCACGCGCACCGGCAUCCGCUUCCAUGGGGAGCUGCUGAAGGAGAUUGGGCUCGACCCUGCGAGGUUGUGGCCAGCGACGCCGACGGGGCGCGCGUGGCCUGAGGAUACGUUCGUGUACCCCGGGGUGAGCAGCAGCGGGAACGGCGCGCCUGCGGUGAGCGUCACACCGUCGCCACCGCUGUUCGCGGCACAGGUCGUCGCCCCAACACCGCUCACGGAGAAGACGCAAGAGGAGAUCGGGCACGCGCACGGCGAAGCCGCGCGCACGAACGUGGCCUCGAUCUUCCCUCCCAACAAGGCAUUCUCCCCACCCGCUGCUGGGCGCGCGUCGCCGCACAUGCGCGACGUGUCGUCGUCGACCGCGCACACGCUCGUGAACGGGAUCGAGAGCCAGAUGCAGGCGCACUGCGCGCUGGCGCCCCCGGAAUGGGGCCCCGACCCGAACGUGAACGAGGAAGAGGAGGAGAAGGCGGAUGCGAAGUGCGCGAUCUACGACCAGCUCGCGCGGCGCCCGUUCUGGUGGCUGCUCGAGUUCCUCCCGAUCGAGGUGCGUAUCCAGGGCGCGGACCGCCAAUGGCAGAAACAGUACCGAUUUAACCUGGGUCAUGGCCGCGAUGUGCCCCCGACGGAGCAGUUCUACCUUCACCGCAGCGUUAAGUACCGCAUGGACGCGAAGGACCUCCCGGGUGGGCCGUACAAGCCCCGCGCGCGAUGGGGCUCUAUGAAGCCGACUUACGUCGACUGAGUUAGGGUUGGGAUCGCGUGCCUGCCGCCACUCGUUUUAGAGCGGAGGGUAGGGUGCCUCGUCUGCGUCUUGGGCCGACGCGCACUUAAUCUUUGCCUGUAUAAUUAUUCGCUAUUUCUUGUGCAUCUUGAUGCUUUUACGACUACUCCUAGCUAUCGCCACGCUUUAAUGAUCACGCUAUUAAUGACUCC